AUGAUGCCUGAUCAAGCCAACGAACUUGAAAAGGAUUACAAUGCCAACGAAGAGGAGUUUGAACGUCUUGAUCUAAGUUUGUGCUCAAAAAUCUUUGUGGAGAUUGAUAGAGCACUCAAUGACCAACAUGAAACGAUCAACCCAUCCUUCUGCGAUUGGUCACGUGUGGAGAUGAAGGUUCUUCCGAAACGAAAAAAUUCAAGGAGUCCAAAUUUCAAAUCUGGGGCUAGUAGGCAGAGUCGUGAAAGUGGAAAAAGAAAACACGGUUCCCGGGGCAGCACUGGAAAAAUUUCAAAGGCGCCAACUUCAAAUAACAAGUCAUCUUCAAGGUCACCGAAUAAUCGGGAACCAUCAGUUCAAAUGAAACAAAAUGAAAAUUCCGAGGUUAACUCUGAACUAUUUUCAACUCCAAUUGAUCCAAUAAACUUUAUUAAUCAAUAUCGGGAGAGAAAACUGACUAAGUUAAGGGAAAAAAUGGGAGAAAUUGGUCAUGAUGCUUCGGGAUGGGAUUCAAAACUACCGGUUACUUCGGAAUAA
Rodentolepis nana is the source of this 537-nucleotide messenger RNA. The record is from the annotation of a GenBank genome assembly. NCBI's taxonomy places the organism in Eukaryota, Metazoa, Platyhelminthes, Cestoda, Cyclophyllidea, Hymenolepididae.